GGGCCAUUGAUGAGUGACCAGAUUGUCAGGCUGCAAACAUGUUAGAUCUGUUAUUGGGACUGAUAUCAGUUUCUCUUCUUCUGUGCUUAUCUUCAGCUGCUGCAGGCAACGCUGUCAGAUUGGUUGGUUCGAGUUCAGACGGGUAUUGCGCUGGAAGAGUUGAAAUCUACCACAAUGGAGAAUGGGGAACAGUCUGUGACGACGGCUGGGAUUAUAAUGAUGCUAAUGUCGUCUGCAGACAGUUAGACUGUGGUCCACCUUUAACAGUUCAUGCAUCUGCUCACUUUGGGGAAGGCGCAGGAAAAAUCUGGCUGGAUGAUGUCAGCUGUUCAGGAAGCGAAGAUUCUCUUUCUGAAUGCAGCCACAGAGGAUUUGGAACCCACAACUGUGAGCAUAGCGAGGAUGCAGGCGUCACUUGCUACUCUCAACAGAUCUUACCAUUUCAAUCAUGCUCUGGAUAUGUCCAUAUAUACCACGAUCGGAUGUGGAAACUGCUCAGUUAUACCGGCUUUGACAUGAAUGCUGCUACUGUGGCCUGCAGACAGAUGGGCUGUGGUCCAUUAAUCUCUCACUCAGGCUACUAUGCAAGCAGCGUCGUGCUGCCUGAUUUGAGCUGUUCAGGAAGUGAAUUUUCUCUACAAGAAUGUCAGCACAGUAAUUCUUGGACAUACCUAUAUGGUUACUACACUUAUGUCCACUGUUCAGAUUAUCCGGUGCGUCUAACUGGGCCGUCUCGGUGCGCCGGACGAGUUGAAAUCUUCCACAACGGUGCCUGGCAAACAGUGUGUGACGACGGCUGGGACUUGAAUGACGCUCAGGUGGUCUGCAGUCAGUUGAACUGUGGCGUAGCCGUGGCUGCUCCUCACGCGGCGUACUUCGGAAAAGGAGCAGAUAAAAUCCUGCUUGACGAUGUGGCCUGUACGGGGAGCGAAACCCAUCUGACUCGGUGCUCACACAGAGGACACUGGGUACAAAACUGCAGUCAUAGUCAGGAUGCUGGUGUGAUCUGCUCAGCCGGCCUGAGCAGGUUAAUCGGGCCAAGCAGAUGCUCUGGAAGAGUCGAAAUCUUCAACAACGGAUCCUGGGGAACCGUCUGCAAUAACAGCUGGGACAUAAACGAAGCUCGAGUGAUUUGCAGACAGCUGGGAUGUGGUACACCUCUGAGUGUCCUUCACUUUGGAGAGGGAGUAGGAGAAAUUACUGAAGUGACUUGCACAGGGAGCGAAAGAUAUCUGCCUGAGUGUUCGUACAGUAGAGUUGGAGCUCAGAACUGUAAUCACAGUCAGGAUGCUGGUGUCAUCUGUUCAGGUCCUAUGAGGCCCAUUAUUGGACUUACUCCUCAAGGUGACAUCACCUUGGGUCAUAAUGUCAGCAUCAGUUGUUCAGUCAAUGGUGCUCAAGUAGGAGGGAUAUUUGUCUUGACGAAGACCACAGGCUCAUUCAGGCAGGCCGUGAAUUCAAGCAGCAGCUCUGCUACUUUCUAUAUCCUUCAGGCCACUUUCAAUGAUCAGGGAUGGUACAAGUGUCAGCUUCAAAUCAUAUUUCCUAAUGAAAACUUCACCACUCUCUUCAGUGACACAGUCCAACUCAGAGUGAUCUUUCCAGCACCCAGGAUCAGUAUUGAACCCUCUGGAGUGAUUAAUCUCCAUCAGGAUGUCAGAAUGGUUUGUUCAGUCACUAAUGAACAAGGAGGAGGAUCAUUUAUCUUCAGGAAGUCUUCAGGAAGUUUCAGUGAGACUGUGGACUCAAGCAGUAAUUCUGCUACUCUAAGUAUCCCUAAAGUUACCUUUACGGAUGAGGGAGACUUCAAGUGUCAGUUUAAAGUGAGGAUUUCUAAUGAAGACUUCAGCACUACCUUCAGCAGUGAUGUCCCACUCUACAUAAAAGGUGAAAUUCCAAAACCCAACAUCACCCUGCAGCCUGCCGGUCUUGUUUCCUGGAGUCAGAGUGUCAACAUCGUAUGUGAUGUUAUGGAUGGAUUGAGUGGAUCAUUUACAUUCACAAACCUUCCUGGCUCCGUCAUUCAGACUGUAAACUCAAACAGCAACUCGGCUACUUACUAUAUUGCGCAAGUCCGUUUGGGAAAUGAGGGAUUGUACCAGUGUCGGUUUCAAAGAACGGUCUCUGGUGAAGUGUUUCACACCAACUUUAGUGACGCUGUCUGGCUCACUGUGAACCUUUCACAGCCGAUCAUCACCUUGGAUUCUGCUGGUGGGGUGAUGUGGGGUCAGCAUGCCACCCUCACCUGUUCAGUCAUUGAGGGAUGGCCAGGAGGAUUAUUUGUCUUUAGGAGAACACCUGAUAAUUUCAUCCACACUGUAAGCUCGAGUAGCAACACGGUUACCUUCCAUAUCACUCCAGCUAACUUGAGAGAUGAAGGAUUAUACCAAUGUCGGUUUCAAAGGAGAAUUUCUGAUCAAGACUUCAACACCAGCUUCAGUGACCCAGUCCAACUAACUGUAUUUCUUCCAAAGCCCAGCAUCACUUUGGAUCCUGCUGGUGUGGUUUCUAUUGGCCAGACUGUCAACAUCACUUGCUCAGUCUCUGAGGGUCAAGUUGGAGGAUCAUUUAUCUUCAAGAAGACAUCAGGACCAAUCAUUCAUGUUGUAAAUUCAAGCAGCAGCUCAACUUCAUUCCACAUCAGUCAAGUUGGCUUGGUGGACCAUGGAUUGUACCAGUGUCAAUUUCAAAGAAGGUCUUUUAAUCACGAUUUGAGCACCAACUUGAGUGAUUCUGUCCAGCUAACUGUGAGACUACCAAAGCCCAACAUCACCAUCCAGCCUAUUGGUGUGGUUAUGUGGGGCCAGGAUGUCCACAUUACUUGUUCAAUCACUGGGGUGGAAGCAGUAGGAUCAUUCAUCUUCACAAAGACCCCAGGUCCUUUCACCCAGACUGUGAACUCAAGCAGCAACUCGGCUAGUCUAAAUAUCCCUAAAGUUACCUUUGCGGAUCAGGGAGACUACAAGUGUCAGUUUCAAAGAACAGAUUCUGGCUCUGUUUUUAGUGAUAAUGUCAACCUGAACGUGACAAUGAUUCUUCCAAAACCAGGCAUCAACAUGGACCCUGCAGGGUUGGUUACCUUUGGUGACCUCAUUGCCAUCAAUUGUUCUGUCUCGACUCAAUAUUGUGGCGGCUCAUUCACCCUGCAGAAGACGUCUGGAUCAUUCACUAAGACCCAACAAUCAAGUACCAAUUUCUCUACAUUCAGAUUUCUUGAAGCCAAUAACAAUCAUGAUGGAGAUUACCACUGUUAUUAUGAAAUACUUGUGGAAAAUAAAACUUUCACCUUCCCACUAAGUGACAAUGUCACAGUUUCUGUUACUAAUCACGGACUGUGCUUCGCUGUACCUCAAUAUAAUCUUUUCUUCAUAUGCUCAGUCAACAGGAUGGUGAACAAUCUGCUGCUUUUAGUCUCUUGUUUCCUGUCUUCAUAUUCUGCAUCAGGUAAUCUGAUCAGACUAUCUGGAUCAAACGAGCAAUGUUCUGGAAGAGUUGAAAUUUACCACAAUAGUGUCUGGGGAACAGUCUGUGAUGAUGGUUGGGAGCUAAACGAUGCUGAGGUGGCCUGCAGACAGCUCGGCUGUGGUUCUGCUGAGGGUGCUCCACAAUCAGCCUACUUUGGCCAGGGGACUGGACAAAUCUGGCUUGAUGAUCUGACCUGCUCUGGAAAUGAACCUUCUCUUGCCGUGUGUGGGCACAGUGGAUUUGGGACUCAUAAUUGUGGACACGGUGAAGAUGCUGGUGUCAUCUGUUCAAUUGCAGAUCAUUCAAUCAGACUAUCUGGAUCAAAUGAGGCAUGUUCUGGAAGAGUUGAAAUUUACCACAAUAGUGCCUGGGGAACAGUCUGUGAUGAUAGUUGGGACCUAAAUGAUGCUGAGGUGGCCUGCAGACAGCUCGGCUGUGGUCCUGCUCUGGAGAUUACUUCACAAUCAUCCCAGUUUGGGCAAGGAACUGGACAAAUCUGGCUUGAUGAUCUGGCCUGCUCUGGAAAUGAGCCUUCUCUUGCCGUGUGUGGGCACAAUGGAUUUGGGACUCAUAAUUGUGGACAUUCUGAAGAUGCUGGUGUUAUCUGUUCAAAUUCAAUCAGACUAUCUGGAUCUAACGAGCAAUGUUCUGGAAGAGUUGAAAUCUACUACAAUGGUACCUGGGGAACAGUCUGUGAUGAUAACUGGGACAUAAAUGAUGCUAAGGUGACCUGCAGACAGCUCAGCUGUGGUCCUGCUGUGGAUGCUCCACACUCAGCCCGCUUUGGCCAGGGGACUGGACAAAUCUGGCUCGAUGAUCUGGGCUGCUCAGGAAGUGAAACUUCUCUUGCCGUGUGUGGGCACAGUGGAUUUGGGACUCACAAUUGUGGACACCAUGAAGAUGCUGGUGUUAAUUGUUCAAGCGGCAACAUAAAAUUAGUUGGGUCAGCUCGGUGCUCUGGAAGAGUCGAAAUCUACAACAGUGGGUCCUGGGGAACAAUCUGCAAUGAUAACUGGGACAUAAAUGAUGGUAGAGUGGUCUGUAGACAGCUGGGUUGUGGUACAGCAGUGAGUGUCCAUCAGUUUGCAGUGGGAACAGGACAAAUCUGGCUUGAUGAGGUGGCCUGUGAAGGCAGUGAAACAUAUCUGUCUGACUGCUCUCACAGUGGAUUUGGUGUGCAUAACUGUGCUCACAGUCAGGAUGCUGGUGUCAUCUGUUCAGGUCCUAUAAGGCCCACUAUUGGACUUACUCCUCAAGGUGACAUCACCUUGGGUCAUAAUGUCAGCAUCAGUUGUUCAGUCAAUGGUCCUCUAGUAGGAGGGAUAUUUGUCUUGACGACGACCACAGGCUCAUUCAGGCAGGCCGUGAACUCAAGCAGCAGCUCUGCUACUUUCUAUAUCCUUCAGGCCACUUUCAAUGAUCAGGGAUGGUACAAGUGUCAGCUUCAAAUCAUAUUUCCUAAUGAAAACUUCACCACUCUCUUCAGUGACACCGUCCAACUCAGAGUGAUCUUUCCAGCACCCAGGAUCAGUAUUGAACCCUCUGGAGUGAUUAAUCUCCAUCAGGAUGUCAGAAUGGUUUGUUCAGUCACUAAUGAACAAGGAGGAGGAUCAUUUAUCUUCAGGAAGUCUUCAGGAAGUUUCAGUGAGACUGUGGCCUCAAGCAGUAAUUCUGCUACUCUAAGUAUCCCUAAAGUUACCUUUACGGAUGAGGGAGACUUCAAGUGUCAGUUUAAAGUGAGGAUUUCUAAUGAAGACUUCAGCACUACCUUCAGCAGUGAUGUCCCACUCUACAUAAAAGGUGAAAUUCCAAAACCCAACAUCACCUUGCAGCCUGCCGGUCUUGUUUCCUGGAGUCAGAGUGUCAACAUCGUAUGUGAUGUUAUGGAUGGAUUGAGUGGAUCAUUUACAUUCACAAACCUUCCUGGUUUCGUCAUUCAGACUGUAAACUCAAACAGCAACUCGGCUACUUACUAUAUUGCGCAAGUCCGUUUGGGAAAUGAGGGAUUGUACCAGUGUCGGUUUCAAAGAACGGUCUCUGGUGAAGUGUUUCACACCAACUUUAGUGACGCUGUCUGGCUCACUGUGAACCUUUCACAGCCGACCAUCACCUUGGAUUCUGCUGGUGGGGUGAUGUGGGGUCAGCAUGCCACCCUCACCUGUUCAGUCAUCGAGGGACGGCCAGGAGGAUUAUUUGUGUUUAGGAGAACUCCUGAUAAUUUCAUCCACACUGUAAGCUCGAGUAGCAACACGGUUACCUUCCAUAUCACUCCAGCUAACUUGAGAGAUGAGGGAUUAUACCAAUGUCGGUUUCAAAGGAGAAUUUCUGAUCAAGACUUCAACACCAGCUUCAGUGACCCAGUCCAACUAACUGUAUUUCUUCCAAAGCCCAGCAUCACUUUGGAUCCUGCUGGUGUGGUUUCUAUUGGCCAGACUGUCAACAUCACUUGCUCAGUCUCUGAGGGUCAAGUUGGAGGAUCAUUUAUCUUCAAGAAGACAUCAGGACCAAUCAUUCAUGUUGUAAAUUCAAGCAGCAGCUCAACUUCAUUCCACAUCAGUCAAGUUGGCUUGGUGGACCAUGGAUUGUACCAGUGUCAAUUUCAAAGAAGGUCUUUUAAUCACGAUUUGAGCACCAACUUGAGUGAUUCUGUCCAGCUAACUGUAAGACUACCAAAGCCCAACAUCACCAUCCAUCCCAUUGGUGUGUUUAUGUGGGGCCAGGAUGUCUACAUUACUUGUUCAAUCACUGGGGUGGAAGCAGUAGGAUCAUUCAUCUUCACAAAGACCCCAGGUCCUUUCACCCAGACUGUGAACUCAAGCAGCAACUCGGCUAGUCUAAAUAUCCCUAAAGUUACCUUUGCGGAUCAGGGAGACUACAAGUGUCAGUUUGAAGUGAGGUUUUCAAAUGUAGACUUCCUCUCUAACUUCAGCAGUGAUGUCCCACUCUUUACAACAGUGAUUCUUCCAAAACCAGGCAUCAACAUGGACCCUGCAGGCUUGGUUACCUUUGGUGACCUCAUUGCCAUCAAUUGUUCUGUCUGGACUCAAUAUCUUGGCGGCUCAUUCACCCUGCAGAAGACGUCUGGAUCGUUCACUAAGACCCAACAAUCAAGUACCAACUUCUCUACAUUCAGAUUUCUUGAAGCCAACAAUAAUCAUGAUGGAGAUUACCGCUGUUAUUAUGAAAAACUUGUGGAAAAUAAAACUUUCACCUCCCCACUAAGUGACAGUGUCACAGUUUCUGUUACUAAUUACUGAAAUUCAUGUUUGUGACCCUUCCUCAAUCUCCUAUUUUAUGGUUAUCCUAAACUAAUCUAAUGCAUGUAGUAUGAUACAAGUUUGUAAGUUGCUACAGACUAAAUAAAUGUUAGUUAGCAAAAAUAAAUGGAAAAUUGGUUAAAUACUUAGUCAAAAAAAAUCUCCUGAGUAAUCUUGAAGCUAUGACUUUGUCCAAUCAUUUCUGUUGCUAUUGAUAUUUAGAAAUUUUCAUCGUAAUUCAUUUCAUGUGAAAUCUAUGUGUUAAGAUAUGAUAUUUUUAGAUUUUGAGCAUGUUUAUACCUCUGAGUUCAUUCUGUAAUUAUCAUUGGUCUGUAUUUGAUGGUGUUCUUGUCUGGUG
Molecule: messenger RNA, 7080 nt
Organism: Poeciliopsis prolifica (blackstripe livebearer)
Lineage: Eukaryota; Metazoa; Chordata; Actinopteri; Cyprinodontiformes; Poeciliidae
Exons: 26
Coding region: 39-6722 (2227 amino acids)
Cellular component (GO): membrane
Source: RefSeq, a predicted model, not a curated record